AUGGCCAAGCCGCCCGCCCCAGGCUCGGUGAUUAUCCCAGAUUGGCACGUGAGCGCCGAGGGCAAGGAGUUCCUGGGGUGCCUCCUGCGCAAGAACCGCCGGAGGGUGUUUGGGCUGCUGGAAAGACCAGUGCUGCCCCCUCAGGUGGCCAUUGACACUGCAAGCUACAAGAUCUUCGUGUCCGGGAAGAGUGGAGUGGGUAAGACGGCUCUGGUGGCUAAGCUGGCUGGCCUGGAGGUGCCUGUGGUGCAUCAUGAGACCACUGGCAUCCAGACCACUGUGGUGUUUUGGCCAGCCAAGCUGCAAGAAAGCAACCGUGUUGUCAUGUUCCGCUUUGAGUUCUGGGACUGUGGGGAAUCUGCACUCAAAAAAUUUGAUCACAUGCUGCCGGCUUGCCAGGAGAAGGCGGACGCUUUCCUCUUCCUCUUCUCCUUCACUGACCGCGCCUCCUUCGAAGACCUUCCUGGACAGCUGGCUCGAGUAACGGGCGAGGCCCCUGCUGCUGUCAGAAUGGUCGUUGGCUCCAAAUUUGACCAGUACAUGCACACGGACGUGCCCGAGCGGGACCUCACGGCCUUCCGGCAGGCCUGGGAGCUGCCCCUCCUGCGAGUGAAGAGCGUCCCGGGGCGGCGGCUGGCCGAUGGGCGCACCCUGGAUGGCCGGGCGGGGCUCAUGGACAUCGCCCACGUGCUCAACAGUCUCGCAGAGCAGCUGUGGCACCAGGACCAGGUGGCAGCUGGCCUGCUUCCCGACCACACAGAGAACACCCCUGGCUAA
This is a messenger RNA of Elephantulus edwardii (Cape elephant shrew), 777 nucleotides long. RefSeq names its product REM2 and RAB-like small GTPase 1 (gene CPLANE2). The transcript has 5 exons. The record is from RefSeq and is a predicted model, not a curated record. Lineage: Eukaryota; Metazoa; Chordata; Mammalia; Macroscelidea; Macroscelididae. Gene Ontology annotation, molecular function: GTP binding; GTPase activity. Bases 1 to 777 code for a protein of 258 amino acids.